AUGCUUCAAUUAGAUGCAAAAAAUCUUUUGGUAGAAGAUGCUUUUCUCGAGGCGUUUGACACUGAUUACGUUCCAGCUACAUUAGACAGAAUUAUCACUGAUUUUGAUUUUACUACUUACCAUAUUUCAACUCCUGAGUCUAAAGAAAAAUUACUUUUUUCGAUCAACAUCAAAUGCUGGAAUGACCUUGUCAAAUAUGGCGUGUUUCAAAUAUUGAAAGAUAAGUAUGAUGAGUUGAUUAUACUCACGGAACCUGAGGCUGGAUGGAAUUUUAGUUUAUAUGUCGACCUGACUCAAUUCAAACUCGCAAACAACGAAAACAAGAAAGAAUUAGCAUCGAGGUUAUCUCUGCUAAAAUCGCAUUGUUUCUCAGCUCCGUUUUACAAGGCAUUUAACAGACACGAUAUCUUGGCUGCCGAGGGGCCAGUUGAUCCAAACAAUAUUUAUGGCGAAGAUAUUAGUACUGUCACCGAAGAGGUAUUCGUUUUGAAUUAUCGUGACUCGGAGGUUAUAUACAUUAAACCAUCGAAUGACCGGGUUACUGUUAUUUUCUCCACAGUUUUCAGAGAUGAAACGGAUAAGGUAUUUUCCAAAGUGUUCCUUCAAGAGUUUAGCGAUGCCAGAAAACGUUCCAUUCAAACGGCUCCGCAGGUGAUAAACUCACAUAGAGAACCGCCAUUGGAAAUCCGUAACCUUACAAGCAAUCCUUUUAAUGAGACAACCGGUGAAGAGAAGACGUAUAUUACAUUUGUACUCUUCCCUAGACAUUUUUCCUCCGUGGAUGUAAGAUGGAACACUAUUCAACACAUCCAAUUGUUUCGCUCAUACUUUCAUUAUCACAUCAAGAUAGUUAAAUGCUUUUUACACCAGCGAAUGCGUUAUCGCGUAAGUGAGUUCAUGAAAGUAUUGAACCGUGCUCGUCAGGAUAGCAUAGAUGAAGAGAAGGAAAGGAAGACAGUAAGUGGCCGGAGAUUUGAAUUAAGAAGUUAA
This is a messenger RNA of Komagataella phaffii GS115, 990 nucleotides long. Its product is annotated as Subunit of the ARP2/3 complex. The coding region runs from base 1 to 990 and encodes 329 amino acids. Gene Ontology annotation, molecular function: actin filament binding; structural constituent of cytoskeleton. Lineage: Eukaryota; Fungi; Ascomycota; Pichiomycetes; Pichiales; Pichiaceae. The record is from RefSeq and is a predicted model, not a curated record. Gene Ontology annotation, biological process: actin filament polymerization; Arp2/3 complex-mediated actin nucleation. Gene Ontology annotation, cellular component: actin cytoskeleton; Arp2/3 protein complex. The transcript has a single exon.